Limulus polyphemus (Atlantic horseshoe crab) is the source of this 1884-nucleotide messenger RNA. RefSeq names its product motile sperm domain-containing protein 1-like. Lineage: Eukaryota; Metazoa; Arthropoda; Merostomata; Xiphosura; Limulidae. The coding region runs from base 912 to 1559 and encodes 215 amino acids. The record is from RefSeq and is a predicted model, not a curated record. Gene Ontology annotation, cellular component: cytoplasm. The transcript has 6 exons.
AUGGGACAACCUAGAUUGACUAAUAGGUCUCUUUUUGUCCCUAAAUGUUGUAUGUUCUGAUAUGUUAAAUAUCCAAGAAGGCCCUUGUGUCUUGGGGCAAGAUUAAAAGGGAAGAUUUCCUACUUCAUCAGGGGCUGGUAGCUAGCUUUUUAGCAGUGAAAACAAUAUAUGUGUAAUAUGUUUUGCAUAUUUUGUAUUAGCAUUACAUUUGACAGAUAUAAUUGGAAAUCAAUCUCCAGGCCAUGGAAGGGGAUGACAUGUCCUUGUCUAAGCCAGCCUAUGGAAAUCAGUUUAGUACAGCAAUAGGCACAAGCUUACUGAAGCAAUUACACUGUUAAAAUUUUCUCAGCUUUGCAUAUGUGGCUUUAAUCAAAUAAUCAGAACUUCAACUUUGUUACCUGGGUCUAAAACAGAAGUACAUCUUCUAGGGGUCUUGCUUAUAAAUCAUUUGACUUUAGUUGAAAAAUGACUAUAAGACACUAGAAUCUAAUUCUUAAAUUUGUGGAAACAGUCUUGAAAGUGCCAUGCAGGUUCAUAACAAUUUUACGCAAAAUAUUACUAGUGUAGUAUUUACCACAUAAAUAUUAAAGUUAGCCUGAUUAUAAAUUUGAGUUCACUCACUAAAUUAAUAGUACAUUAUUAUUAUUCUACUCAAUGAGAGGCCACUUGAUCAAAUCAAUAAUUCAAAACAAAAUGUAAGUAAAUAACAUGUAAUUCGAAAUCCUAAAGUGGACACACCAUAUACUGUACUGGAAUAGUACAUUAAGUCAGCUGAUGAAUUCAUUGUGACUGGGGUUUGAAAUCACAAUACCUUGUCUUCAGUGAUUUAACAGGACUCUGUGAAUGAGAACAAAAAAGGAAACUUUAAUAUCAGGAACUCAUGACUUCAUAUUGGUGCUGUGAUCAACUUGAUGCAGUCCCCCAGUUUUAUUGAGGAAAAGUUACCAGUUUUUAGUUUCCCAUCAUCUCUAAAUUUUUAUUCUGAUGAUCAGUCAUCUCAUAAGCAAAUUCUCACACUAUACAAUCCAUAUGAUUUUCCAUUGAAGUUUAAAGUUUUGUGCACUGCACCACAAAAAUUCACUGUUGUGGACCCAGAAGGAUCAAUAAGACCCCAAUGUUGCAUAGAUAUUAUAGUUCGUCACAAUGACAUCACACAGAACAACUAUGGAGUCACUGACAAGUUUCGAAUUCAGGUGCAAGAACAUGGACAGCAUCAAUUUCUGGGAAAAAAAGAUAUUUCAGCCACUCUGUAUCCAUCCAAACCUGACACUAAUAUAUCUUCUAGUGCUGAGUCGGAACAAUUUGAGCAGCUAUCAAAACAGUCGAUGCCAAUGGUGCAAGCUAGACAGUAUUCUAUCAAUGGAGUACAAGGAAGAAGUAACUCAGGAUUGAGUGUAAUUGUGAUUUUAGCUGCCAUUGUGUGUAUAAUAGCUUUGAUGUUACCAACCAAAGGAGAAUCAGUUGGAAGCCUACCUCCUUAUGUUCAUCUUAGUGUGCACCAAAAACUUAUUGCUGCUUAUACUUUAGGACUUGUAACUAUGGUGAUCUUCAGGACUUGAUGCAAGCCUGUGCCUAGAGCUUAACAGAAUGACUCAGUCAUUUGCUUGAACGAACAGCAGUGGAAUAUCGUGUUUCCGAAGUUUUACCAUAGCAUUUUCUUAUUACAUGGUGAAGAUACUAAGGAAAAUGUGAAGUGUUUAGGAAGACUUAAUUUUAAAGUUUUGCUGUUUUUUUCUUAACAGCUAGUGCAUGUUUAAUAUAAGUCUGUAAAGUUAGGCUUGAGUGAUCAUGUAUUUUACUGAUGUCUAAAGGAAAUGAAUUUUGUGUUAACACUUUAAUUUGAAUGACUUUAGAAUUUUUUUAUGUAGUAAAAUGUGUUUUUAA